This is a messenger RNA of Peromyscus leucopus (white-footed mouse), 1384 nucleotides long. Its product is annotated as testis-specific serine/threonine-protein kinase 5-like. Gene Ontology annotation, molecular function: ATP binding; protein serine/threonine kinase activity; tau-protein kinase activity. The record is from RefSeq and is a predicted model, not a curated record. Gene Ontology annotation, biological process: protein phosphorylation; intracellular signal transduction; microtubule cytoskeleton organization. NCBI's taxonomy places the organism in Eukaryota, Metazoa, Chordata, Mammalia, Rodentia, Cricetidae. Gene Ontology annotation, cellular component: cytoplasm.
UCUCCGAUCAGUCCAGAGCUGUGUUAGCCUCCCCGCCUCCCCCAGCCUCUCAAUCUACACUCUUAGCCUUAAGCUCAUUAAGUCUUCAGAAAACUGGCUGUUUUCUCCAAGGGGCUUCAGGUCUCCCCUGGCCUUCUGCUUCCCCAGUCCCUGCCCUCUGGAACAAGUUAGAUCUCAGCUGUGUCUCUACUGUUGACGGACAGUAAGCUGGCCUGCCAAGCCCCCUUCUGUGGCACCCUGCCAUCCAUGAGGAGCAACAGCCGUCGCAAGCUGGAUGAGAGGAUCUUCGUGGAACAGGUUCAAGAAUGCAUGAACAAUGGUUAUCUGCUCUCCUCCAAGAAGAUUGGCUCUGGUGCCUUCUCCAAGGUCUACCUAGCCUAUGCAACACGUGAGCGCAUGAAGCACAAUCCUAAGCUAGCCUCUGACUUGCGGGCCAAGCGCCACACUAUGGUAGCUAUUAAGAUUGUGUCCAUGGCUGAAGCACCAGUGGAGUACUCCAGAAAGUUCCUGCCCCGUGAGAUUUCAUCACUCAAUGCCACCUACAAGCACCUUAACAUAGUGCAGUUAUAUGAGACCUACCAGAACAGUCAGCACUCCUACCUGGUGCUGGAGUUGGCAGCCCGAGGCGACCUGUUGGAGCAUAUCAAUGCAGUGUCAGACCUCCGAGGCUGCCCGGGGCUAGAGGAGGAAGAGGCUCGAAGGCUGUUCUGGCAGCUGGUCAGCGCGGUGGCCCACUGCCACAGUGCCGGCAUUGUGCACCGAGACUUGAAAUGUGAGAAUAUCCUCUUGGAUGACCAGGGCUUCCUAAAGCUGACAGAUUUUGGUUUUGCCAACUGCGUGGGGCUCAAGAACUCACUGCUGAGCACCUUCUGUGGCUCUGUGGCCUAUACGGCCCCAGAGAUCCUCAUGAGCAAGAAGUACAAUGGUGAGCAGGCUGACCUGUGGAGCCUAGGGAUCAUCCUUCAUGCCAUGGUGUCUGGGAAGUUGCCCUUCAAAGAACACCAACCCCACCGCAUGCUGCAUCUGAUUCGUCGUGGUCCCGUCUUCAAGCCAGGGUUGUCCCCAGGGUGCCGGGACCUGAUCAGAGGGCUGCUUCAGCUGCAUCCGUGCGCACGCCUGGGCCUACAGCAGGUAGCUGCUCACUGCUGGAUGCUGCCCGCAGACCACACGCUGUCCUCUGCACUCGGUGCCACUCCAGAACAGGAGCAUUCCCAGUCAGCAACAGCCCCUGGCCACACAGAGUCUGGCAGAGAUACCGUGCACAGAAGCAAAAGCUGCAGCACCUCCAGGGGCGGGACAUCUCUAAGGAGAGUGUCUCUGGCCCAGGCGUUUAGCACCUGGAAGCCUGCACCAGAGGAAUAGCUUCUGCCAGUCUUGGGCUAUG